UUUGCAUUCGUUAUCUGAAAAUAUAUUCGAUACGCACAUAUGUUAUAGAGCAGAGAGUCGCUAUGAGUACGAGAAGAGGAGCUCAAGGUAGUCGUCACUGUGCCGGCAUAACACCUCAAAAAUUUUCUUGGAUGCUGCGUCAUUCGCCUGUUCUAGCAAAACAUAUGGAUGCUGACGGUUUCAUUAGCUUCGCUUUGCUAGAAGAAAGUUGUCCCGGCGUUAAUCGAAAUCGUAUGUUGGAAAUUGUAGCACAAGAUACAAAGGGACGUUAUGAAGUACGGGGCGAAGCGGUACGUGCAGUGAAUGGCCACAGUGUGCUAUUCUGUGAGAGCUAUGAUGUCAUCGAUCCACCGGAGUUUCUAUUUCAUGCAACGAAUGAUAAAGCACUGCCACUUAUUCUGAGUGAUGGAUUAAAACGCAUGGGAAGACAUUAUAUCCAUAUGUAUGAUGCACCACCCCCUAAAACGUCGGUGCGUUAUAGAAUACUACGAAUAAGGCCCCCAAAAGCGCACACGUUCUAUCGGACGAAAAACGGUUACGUUCUAUGCCGGCAGGAUAUAGCAGCGGAAUAUUUGGAAAUUUGGGACUAACAGUCCGUAAACAAGGUGAACAAUAAAAU
Anopheles coustani is the source of this 619-nucleotide messenger RNA. RefSeq names its product probable RNA 2'-phosphotransferase. The transcript has a single exon. NCBI's taxonomy places the organism in Eukaryota, Metazoa, Arthropoda, Insecta, Diptera, Culicidae. The record is from RefSeq and is a predicted model, not a curated record. Gene Ontology annotation, molecular function: tRNA 2'-phosphotransferase activity. The coding region runs from base 63 to 590 and encodes 175 amino acids. Gene Ontology annotation, biological process: tRNA splicing, via endonucleolytic cleavage and ligation.